GCCACCGCCUCCUCGCCCACCUGGCCGCGCUCGGCACAGCAGCCGCCGCCGCAGCAACAUGUUGCCCAGGGGAGCCUCGUCCAUGCCGCCGCCUCCCAACUCCGCUCCCUACAGCCCGCCUCCGCGGGUCACGCUGCCCUCCGGCCUGGAGAUCCUGCGCACCUUCUCGGGAGCCGUCAUCUUCCUGGAGAUCCUGUUUGGAACAAUAGUGUGGAUUUUGGUCGCUUCCACUGGAGUUCCACUGCCAGUGCUUCAGGGAUGGGUAAUGUUUGUGGCAGUGACAGCGUGGUUCCUCUCCAUUGUCUUCCUCUCUGUGUUCCUCUUUGGUUAUGCAAAUAGAGUUGCUGUCAACUGGAACCAGGCGGAUUUUAUUUUCCAUGGGGCUACUUUUGUCUUUUAUUUUGGAGCAUUUCUACUGCAAGCAGCAACUACAUCUCUGCAUCACUUUCCCCGCAAAUUCAACUCCACCACACAAGAGAGUAUUCUAAAUGGUCGUGAAUAUAACAUAAGCAUAGCAGCCUCGAUUUUUGCCUUUGCGACGGCUAUUUGUUAUGGUUGCAGCACAGCCCUGGCAUUAAGGAGAUGGAGGCUAAAUAACAGUUGAAGAGAGGUUAAUGCCCACGUGUUCCACUUCAGAUCAAAUUAAGUGCUACUUGUCUGUUUUACUGUAAUUUAAUUCUAAAAAGACUUUUUUUCCCUGCUUAAAAUCUGCUUUAAAUGCAAGUAACCCCUAAUCAGGAUUUCUCCGACAGAAAAAGUAGUUUCCAUCUCUUCCUUUCUGAUAUUUACUUUUACUGUGUACUCAUUGUAAAGUAUUAGAGAGGUUAGGGAUAAAGAGAUAUGUCAUUAGCAGAAACAGAACUCCAGUGCUACACCAGAAGAGGAAGAAAAUGGAAACUAAGCCAGGAUGUUAACUGCACAGGCAGCUAAAAAGCUCCCCCCUUGUUAAGCCUUGGGAUUAAGUGCUUUGCAGUGUUACAGUGCACUCCACACUGGUAGAGCCUUGAGGCUCCUGGUAGAGUCAUGGGUGUUCUGUGUGCUGCUGUUUGCAUGAUCAGAGCCCAAGCUGACUUUGAAAUUCCAAGUCAGUAUAUGUAUGUUAUUAACAUUAUGUACAGAGAAAAUAUUUUUAAAAACCAUCCAGUGAAAUCUUUUUAUACUCUCUUAUAGCUAUAUCUGGCUAGGGUCACCUGAGCCUUAAAGCUUACUGUGCUCCAUACUAGAUGAAAACUGGGACUUUCGAUCAGUAGUUUAUUAGUUUUAGGAAUUUAGCUUAAUCAGAUCUAUUUAUACUGCAAAACAAAACAGUGCAUUUGUGUUGUGUAUGUAUAUACAUGGUAUAUUUUUGUUUAUCAGGAAUUUUUGCACUGUUUAACUUUGUUGGAGUACAGCUUUGUUCUUGCUACUUCAAGUUCGGCAUUUGUCAGGUAUUAUGUGAGUCAAUGUCAUUUGAAUGGAAUGUUACCAAAUAGUGAAUAAUGUCUGACCUCAAUUCUUGCCGUGUGUUAUUUGUUGCAUUCUAAGCCUGCAGUGUUGUAAAGGUAUUUUUAUUUGGACAGAUGCCUAUGCAACAUCUUGCUGAAAGCAGUGGAAGGCAAAGCAGCCUGCCCAUUGUGGAGUUUGCUUUUCUCACAAAUGAUGUUUAAUUGAGCCGCUCUUGGAUAUCCUGGUGUAUGAUCACAUGCAAUAUUAUAUACAGAAAAUUGAUUCAGAAAAACGAAACUAUAGCAUUGUACUCUGCUCCCUGGCACUCAUGUCAUUUUGCACAUGGUGAAGCUUUUUGUUAUUUUGGUGGUAAAUAAUUUUUGCUUUUGUGAAUAGUGCCAAGAAGAUAAGCUGGAACAAUGAAGGCUCCCUGUCAUUUGUAAAACAACUUGUUCACUACAUCUUGCCAGCACACCUGAUUAUUCUGCAGAGACCAGCAGUGGUUGCUUAAGGGAAGACAGGAUUUCCUUCAUUCCUAGGCCUACUCACUCUCCUUGAGCCAACAAGGAUGUCUGCCCUUGAUCAAACUUGUCAGGUACGAGGAUCUCCAAGGGGCAGCCACCUUCAGCAGGUUCUUGUGGGUGGCACAGCAGCAAGUGGCUCCCUUCUGACUGUGGAACCACUUGGUCAUCCUGAAUUACUACAAUGGGAUAUUGUUGUAUAUCUGUUUUCUGAAGGGUUUUUUCUUCCAAAGAUUUUGUACUCCGGCUGAUUGUUUUUCCCCUAAUUCUCUCAUUGCAUUGAAACUUUUUGUGAACAUUUUAUCUAGAGCCCUAUACUUUUAAAAAUGCUUCAUAUUGUAUAGAAUACAUUUACACUGGAGUAUAUGGAUGAAAGUAUAUAACAAAGACUUAUGCUAAGCAGCAUUAAAGUUACUUAAUAUAUUUAUGGCAGUAGUCUGGUUGUUAAUUUUGUCUUUGGAAAGUAUCAAAAAAGCUACCUUGCUACUCUGACUCACCUGAUGCUAGAUAUACAAAGUUGAGGCUAAGAUUCCAUGAGAAGGCACAGUUGCAUUUGGGCUAGUUUUUAUAUAUGUUUAAUUAGUUUCACAG
Messenger RNA from Catharus ustulatus (Swainson's thrush), 2537 nucleotides. It is a transcript of the gene MAL2, whose product is annotated as mal, T cell differentiation protein 2. Gene Ontology annotation, molecular function: structural constituent of myelin sheath. The transcript has 4 exons. The record is from RefSeq and is a predicted model, not a curated record. NCBI's taxonomy places the organism in Eukaryota, Metazoa, Chordata, Aves, Passeriformes, Turdidae. Gene Ontology annotation, cellular component: membrane. Gene Ontology annotation, biological process: myelination. Bases 59 to 604 code for a protein of 181 amino acids.